Owenia fusiformis is the source of this 970-nucleotide messenger RNA. The record is from the annotation of a GenBank genome assembly. Lineage: Eukaryota; Metazoa; Annelida; Polychaeta; Sabellida; Oweniidae.
GUCGAAAUAGUCCACAAAACUACUACAUGGAACAAUGGCUGGUUAUAACAAAAACAUUAUUUAUCUAACAUUAUUCGGAGUUUCUGGAAUAGUUUUAUAUUUAGUACUAUAUUUUAAAAUUACUCAAGGAUACAAUACUUUUGGAAAAUAUGAAGACCCGUACAAUCAAACGUUUUGCUCUACACGGCGUUCGAUCAAUCCUGGUGAAAAAAAGGAAAAAUACAUCACUGUUGAUUCUUUGAGAUACAAACAUUAUAUUACUUUGACAGAACCUCGUAGUGGAUCCACGUUGUUUGUCAGUUUGUUAAAGCAACACCCAAGUGUAAGAGACCAUUUCGAACUCUUACAGAGUCAUAACUUAAAACGUGAACAUGUAACAAUACAUUCUUCAAAUGAAGCGUUCAAAUACGUCAAAGCUAAAUUGAGUAAAAACUCUCAAAACAUCACAACUGGAUUCAAACUAUUUUGCGUUGAUGUAAAAACAUGGAACACUUCUCUAGCUGAGUUUAUAGAUCUCCUGGACAGGCCGGCGAUCAUAAUUCUAUAUCGACAGAACAUUCUAGAACAAUUCGUCAGCUUCAAAGUGGCAAUGCAAAACCAAGCUUGGAAUUCAAAAAUGAAACUAAAACCCAACAGUUCAAGGCUUGUUUUCGAUAUUGAGCAAUUUAAAGCAUUUGUCCUAGAGACAAAGAAAAGAUGGAGCGACGCUUUGAAAACAUUGAAAGGUUAUAACGAUACAUACGUUUUAAAAUACGUGGAUUUGUCGUCAGAUCCAUUCAAGGAGGUUCAGAAAGUGUAUGAUUUUUUAGGAUUCGAACAAUAUGACUCAAAACAAUUUAAAGUGGAGUUCAAGAAACAAGGAACGCUACCCUUGUCAAAGCGUAUUUCUAAUUAUGCAUCUAUUGAAAAUGAAAUUUCAAAAUUGAAAUCAUUCUACAUGCUUGAGAUUGAAUUAUAGGGUGAGCACAUU